This is a messenger RNA of Ornithorhynchus anatinus (platypus), 2802 nucleotides long. Its product is annotated as fatty acid desaturase 2-like protein FADS2B. NCBI's taxonomy places the organism in Eukaryota, Metazoa, Chordata, Mammalia, Monotremata, Ornithorhynchidae. The coding region runs from base 228 to 1778 and encodes 516 amino acids. Gene Ontology annotation, biological process: lipid metabolic process. Gene Ontology annotation, molecular function: oxidoreductase activity, acting on paired donors, with oxidation of a pair of donors resulting in the reduction of molecular oxygen to two molecules of water. The transcript is spliced from 12 exons. Gene Ontology annotation, cellular component: membrane. The record is from RefSeq and is a predicted model, not a curated record.
ACUGGUAAAGUACAGUGGUCAGGAAAGGGGCUUUAGAAGGGGAAGGAGAGAGGAGGACAGGACGGACAAGAAGAGAAAUAAGGGGAAAGAGUCUUGGUGCAGCCUAGGGUAGAAGACUUUCCCUCGGAAUGAACUAAAGAUAGACAGCAAAGGUUAUUUUCUUUCCAAGGAGAGCGGUGAAGGCAAAGACUUGAACCAGACAAUCCAGUUUAUGUGCUUAGCUGAGAAUGAGGAAAGGGGAAGAAGAAGUCAAGGCAAAUGGAAGAUGGGAACUAAAUGGGAAGUGGGAGCUAAACGGGAAGGGGGAGCUAAAAGAGACACAGAGAAUAAACGGUCAAUAUCAAGGAACUAGAAAACAGGAAUCUGGCAGCCGACGUGAAGGAAACGGCAGACCACUGUCCAACGGUGUUCCCGUGGCAAAUGGCAAGCCCGUGGCUAAUGGGACAGAGACACGGCAAGCGGCAAAUGGGAGACAAGAAGCGAAUGGUAAGCCUCUCUCAAAGUUCAGCUGGCAGGAGGUCCAGAAGCACAACACGCCAACGGACCGGUGGCUGGUGAUAAAUCGGAAGGUCUACGACAUCACCAGCUGGGCGGAGAGACAUCCAGGCGGCAACCGUGUUAUCAGCCAUUACGCUGGGGAAGACGCCACGGAUGUUUUCUGGGCCAUGCACAUUGACCAAAAUCUUGUGCAGAAGUACCUUAAGCCGCUGCUGAUUGGACAGCUGUCUCCAGAAGAACCCAGCUUUGAAAAACACAAGAACGCCCAGUUGGUAGAAGACUUUCGGGCCUUGAGAAAAACAGCAGAGGACAUGAAAUUAUUUGAUGCCCAUCCCUUAUUCUUCUCUCUUCACCUGAGCCAGAUCCUGCUUUUGGAAGCUUUGGCUUGGUUAAUAGUGUUAAUCUAUGGCAACGGUUGGAUUCACACUUUGCUCAUUUCGUUUAUUCUCACCAUCUCCCAGGCUCAAAGUUCAUUUUUGCAGCACGAUAUUGGACAUCUCUCUAUAUUUAAGAAAUCCGGGUGGAAUCACCUCUUCCAUAAAUUCGUGAUGGGCCAUCUGAAAGGUAUGUCACCAAACUGGUGGAAUCAUCGUCAUUUCCAACAUCACGCAAAGCCAAACAUCUACCCCAAAGAUCCAGAUAUCGACAUGGGACCCCUUUUUUUGCUUGGAGAAGCCCAACCAAUCAAGUACGGCAAGAAAAAAAUCAAGUAUAUAGACUAUGAGAAACAGCACCUCUAUUUUUAUCUGGUUGGGCUACCCUUACUCAUGCCUGGAUAUUUCAACAUACAAUCCAUGCAAGUCAUGUACCUGCGCAAGGACUGGGUGGACAUCGUCUGGGCCAUCAGUUUUUACAUCCGUUAUUUCAUCACUUUCAGCCCAUACUAUGGAAUUAUCGGCACCAUCCUGCUCAUCUUUUUUGUCAAGCUGUUGGAGAGUCCGUGGAUUGCAUACGUCACUCAGAUGAGCCACAUCCCGAUGAAAAUGAGUUACGAGACCAACCAAGACUGGCUUAGCACUCAGGUAAUAGCCACCUGUAAUAUCCAGCAGUCUUUCUUCAAUGACUGGUUCACUGGACAUCUGAACUUCCAAAUCGAGCAUCACCUAUUUCCCACAAUGCCCCGUCACAAUUACCACAAGAUUGCACCUCUGGUGAAGUCACUAUGCAGCAAGUAUGGAUUCUCCUAUGUGAAUAAACCCUUAUUAACAGCAUUCGCAGACAUUGCCAGGUCCUUCAAGAAAUCUGGAUAUCUCUGGGCACAGGCCUACUAUCAAACAUGAAAUCGGCAAUUGGAAAUUCCAGAUAUGCGUUCGGAUUGAAGAAAUGGGAUGGGUGAUGGGGAAAGGGUUUUAAUUACUGUAUUGUCAUUUAACUUGGUACAGUGAAAACAGCACAGAUCAAGGAAGAGAGGUAGGCCCAGCCCUGAAGGACUGGGCCACUAGAUGAAACCAGCAGAGGAAUGAUGAAUGACUUGGGCCAGUUCUCAGUUUACUCCUGGACUGCCAGACCCACUGUUCUGAACUUCUUCCCCAGAUCAGACCCCAAUUCCUCAUGCUAAAGGAGCUUCUAGAAACAAAAACCUGAUGAAAGUGCUUCAUGGAAAAUGUGAACUCUGAAGAGGAAGAGACUUGGUGGCUAGGCAUAUGGGCAUAGAGCGUUACUGUUACUGUCCUCAUGACGCGCCUGGAUAAAGCAUGGAAAAUUUUCAUCUCUUUCCAUAGGCUAAGCUCCCAUUUCCCAUGGCCCUUAGGGCAACUGAUCAAACGAUUUAAAACAUGUGCUUUGUUGUGAUUUAAGUCAGAAGAAACAACACUUAAGCAGAGGAGAUGUUUUUCUCCUACUCUUUUGGUUUAAAAAAUAGACUCCCUCACCCCGCCCCGUAAUGCACUUCUUCACAAGGACCAAGCAACUUUGUCUAGCUCUUGGGCAGUAAGUGAAGUGAGGGAUGCUGCCCUCGCAUACAUCCCCAGAGUUAGCCAAGAGACACUUUAGCUUUGCCUCGGUGGAAACUAUCUGAACAGAGCCUGAGGAAGAAUUUCUUUUGCCAGUCUUCUGGGAGCCUAUCAGUAUAGAUUUCAGGAGGACACAGGGAAGGUUUUCUAUACCAUGAGGGUGAUGAAAAGCACUGAAAUAAGCUACUGAGGUUACUAAAAGAUGCCAAAGGGCCUCCACCCCUAAGAUCUUUAGGAAAACCUCCUACAUUUCCAAGCUGGAGGCAGGAUAUUGGAGCAAAUGACCUUCCGAUGCCCCUUCUGAUGCUCUGAUCUCUUGAUGCCAUAAAGAUCGGAGGACACUCUGAAAGCU